Drosophila innubila is the source of this 1931-nucleotide messenger RNA. RefSeq names its product L-threonine ammonia-lyase. The transcript is spliced from 5 exons. Gene Ontology annotation, biological process: L-serine catabolic process; L-threonine catabolic process. NCBI's taxonomy places the organism in Eukaryota, Metazoa, Arthropoda, Insecta, Diptera, Drosophilidae. The record is from RefSeq and is a predicted model, not a curated record. The coding region runs from base 297 to 1721 and encodes 474 amino acids. Gene Ontology annotation, molecular function: L-serine ammonia-lyase activity; threonine deaminase activity.
GCUUAGCAAGAAAUAUUCUUGCCAAAAAAUGUUGUAGCAUGUAGAAAAUCAAGUCUAAUCUUAAAAGUUGUUGUUAUUUCAUUAAAUGCUACUAAAACGUCCCUUAUCAGCCAGCAGUCGUCAGGCGAGAUCAAAUAAAUGCCUCGACUAUCGACACAAAGCGCCGUUUUAUGAUCAUACUUUCAAUUGAUUUGCUUUAUAAAUAGUAUACAAGUGGGAGCACUGUUGGUAGUUCUACGCGAAAGCUCGUCGCUAACAGUAAUUAGCCGAAAUCGGAAGAGGUAACACGUUCAAACAUGUCACAGCCACAGAAAAUGGAAAUGUCGAACGGACAGAAAAAUGGUGCUGUCGCUUUCAAAUUAAAUGACGCUUCGGAAUCUGUUAAAAUGGAUCAACUUUCCGUGCCACAAAGAAUACAGCAUAUUUCGGGCUCAGUUGAGGAGCAAGUCGAUCCCUUCUGUGAUCCCAAGAAUCCGAAGCGCAUUUCGUUCCAUGACGUCACAUCCGCCGCCUUUCUAAUAAAGGGAGGCGUGGAACGCACGCCGUGUCCGAGGUCCACAUCGUCAGAGUCAUACGGCAUGGAUUUAUAUUUAAAAAAGGAUUUCCUACAAUACACGGGCAGCUUUAAGGAGCGUGGAGCAAGGUACGCUCUCCUCUGCUUAUCAGAGGAACAGAAACGCAGGGGAGUAAUCAGCGCCUCACUGGGAAAUCAUGCUCUCGCAUUAAGUUAUCAUGGCUGGAAGCUAUCGAUACCUGUUACCGUGGUGAUGCCAACUGCGGCGCCCAUUAUGAAGGUACAGAAGUGCCGGAAUUACAAGGCCCGGGUGAUUGUGGAGGGUCGGGACAUGGGGGAGGCCAAAGCACUGGCCAUGCGUAUGGCGCAAGACGAGAAACUACUCUAUAUAAAUGGAUAUGAUCAUCCUCAUAUUAUGGCCGGUCAGGGAACCAUUGGUCUGGAGAUCCUGGAACAGGUGCCCGAACCAGAUGCCGUUGUGGUGCCGGUGGGCGGAGGUGGAUUAAUUGCAGGCAUUGCCACCGCAUUGAAGGCGCUCUCGCCCAAGACCAAGAUCAUUGGCGUGGAGUCGGAGAAGUGUGCCAGCUUUUCGAAGGCAUUAGAUAACAAGGGGCCCAUUGACACGCCCAUUAAGAACACAUUAGCCGAUGGAUUAGCCGUUCCCAAAGUGGGAGUCAAUGCGUUCGUCACGGCACAGCCAUUGAUUGAUCGCAUGGUCAUUGUCAAAGAGGAGUGGAUAGCGGUGGCCAUUCUACGUCUGGUGGAGGAGGAGAAGUGCGUGGUUGAGGGAGCCGGCGGUGCUGGACUCGCAGCAAUAUUGGCAGGACAUUUGGAUGAUCUGAAGGGCAAGAAGGUCGUAGUGCUGCUGUGCGGUGGCAAUAUAGAUACUACAGUCCUUGGCCGCUGCUUGGAACGAGGCCUGGCAGCCGAGGGCCGUUUGGUCAAGUUCAAUGUGGAGGUCAGCGAUCGUCCAGGCGGCAUUAAUGAUCUGUGCGCCCUGCUUGUCCGAGUGGGCGUCUCCAUCAAGGAUAUCAUGCAUGAACGAGCCUGGCUGCGGGAUAUCUACACGGUGGAGGUGAAGGUCGUCUGCGAGACUGUAGAUUGGGCACACAGUCUGCAGCUGAAGAACGAGCUAAAGAAAUUCUAUACAAAGGUGCAGUUCUCCGAUGUCCCAUUGGCUCUUAAUGAAAAAACUCUAGAUGUUUAAUUUGUUUUUUAUUUUGUAUAUUAUAUUAUACGUACAUGUAUUUGAAAUUUUUAUUGCACAAAUUUUGCCGAAUUGCGAAAAUUUGAGCAUAAACUUAGUGCUUGAAUGUAAUUAGAAUCGUAAUUGUAAAUGUAAAUGUAGUAGAAAUGUAAAUAGCAUUAAAUAAAUAUACAAGUCAUGCCCAGAGACGAGACUGAAAAAAUUUACAAA